Molecule: messenger RNA, 2223 nt
Organism: Rubroshorea leprosula
Lineage: Eukaryota; Viridiplantae; Streptophyta; Magnoliopsida; Malvales; Dipterocarpaceae
Source: the annotation of a GenBank genome assembly
AUCUGUACUGCCGAGAAUUAAACAAGCAGAAGGACCCUUCACUUCUUCUAACUCUGAUUAUCGAGUUCCAAAAGCAAAAACCCAUCAUCAGAUAACUUCCUUCUUAUCUGGGUUUUCUUUGCCUCUCAGAAAUUUCCCAAAAUUUUACAAUUCUUAUCAACUUCGCUGGUUUUGGAAUUAGGAUCCCUGUUAAUUGUUGUUGGGUUGGUUUUGAUUCCCAGGAUCUCAGCUUCAUUGUUGCUGGGUAUUGUGGAGGAGUGAUUUUCACGGCGGUGGUAUCAGCGUGAGUUUUAUUUACUGAUACAAUAGUGAUGGCCAAUCCAAAUACAGAAAAAUCUAUAGUCUCUUCUGCAACAUCUGAACAAAAGGAAGCACCUGCAGGAGAUUCAAACUUGAACAUGCUUCAAUCUACUAUGAACAGGCAAAACCAAAGCUCCUCAGAUGGUCAUGUAGCUAUACUUUGGGAUAUUGAAAACUGCCCUAUACCGAGUGAUGUUCGCCCUGAAGAUGUAGCUGGCAAUAUAAGAAUGGCUUUGAGGGUGCAUCCUGUGAUUAAAGGGGCUGUUAAGAUGUUCUCUGCUUAUGGGGAUUUUAAUUCCUUUCCCAGGCGUCUUAGAGAGGGUUGCCAGAGAACUGGUGUUAAACUCAUAGAUGUUCCAAAUGGAAGGAAGGAUGCUGCUGACAAGGCUAUUUUGAUAGACAUGUUUUUGUUUGCUCUUGACAAUCCUCCACCUUCUUCCAUCCUGCUAAUUUCAGGGGAUGUAGAUUUUGCUCCAGCUCUUCACAUACUUGGUCAGCGUGGGUAUACAGUCAUUCUUGUUAUUCCUUCUGGAGUGGGUGUUUCUUCUGCCCUGUGCAAUGCAGGUAAGUUUGUCUGGGACUGGCCUAGUGUGGCUCGUGCGGAAGGAUUUGUUCCACCCUCAAAAGCUUUGAAGCAUCCUCGUCCAACCGAACUUGCUGGGUAUUUCAUGGGGUGCCAUAUAAAUGACAAUCAAGAUGGCCAAAAUGGGGAAGAAUCAAUACUUUGCAGGGGCAUUUCACAAAGCUAUUACAACUCGAGGGAUUUCUCAAUAAUGUCACAAUCUUUAUCUGAGUAUCCAAGUAAUCCUUCUAUCACCGCCCCAAUUUUCCCUGCAAAUUUGAGGUCACAUGGUCUCCCAUCUGGGUUGACUGAAGCAUCAGGAUAUCAUGUCUCUUAUGAUCACAAUGAUACCAUGUGGGUACAACCUGGUGACGUAAAUGGUCUGAAAGGACAGCUGGUGAAGUUGCUUGAAUCAUCAGGAGGCUGUCUUCCCUUUACCCGCGUUCAUGCUGAGUACCAGAAAAUGUUUGGAAGGCCACUUUAUUGUUCGGAGUAUGGAGCGUUCAAGCUUGUUAAUCUCUUCAAGAAAAUGGGUGAUGCAAUGGCAAUUGAUGGAAAAGGCCAAAAGAAAUUUGUCUACCUUCGGAGCUCGAAAGCCAGCCCAAAUGAGCCUCCUGUUGCUCUGGCAAGGAAGGAUAAGAAAGGAAAGGGGACUGUGGAGGAAAACGUGGAUUUUGCCCCUGGUGGAGGCUCUUCUGAUGACUACUCUGAUGAGGAAAGGAUGGCAGAUGAAGAACAGGAUGAUAGAAGGAACCUAGGGAGGAUUAAUUUAGGAAUGGGACCAACAGCUGGAUGUGAAGUUGAUGACAGUUAUCUGGAGCAGUUCAAAUAUGAGUUGCAGGAAAUUCUAGUAAGCUAUUCUUGCCAGAUUUUCUUGGAUUGUUUUGAGGCGAUAUACCAGCAAAGGUACAAGAAACCCUUGAACUAUCAAAAGCUCGGUAUUGAAAAGCUGGAGGAGUUGUUUGAGAAGGUGAGAGAUGUUGCUGUCAUGCAAGUAGACCCAGUGAGCAAGAAGAAAUUUCUGGCUACAGUAGAUGGCUAGCGAAAUCAGGCAGCUGCAUUUCGUAGUAACCUUUUGAAUUCUUUUUCUUCUUUCAACUUGAGAAGGGCAGAAAGUUGAAUAAGCUGUAUGCUUUAUCAGUGCUUGAUCUCUCUGUCUCUUAUUUUCUUUCCCUUCAAAAUUUCCUCCACAAAAUUCCGUGAGUUGUGAUAGUAGAGGCGGCAAAUGCUGUUUUUUUAUUUGUGUUUUGCAUGGAGUUGUUUUAAAUUUUCCAUGUAAUACUGAUACCUCAUACCUAGGCAUUGUAAACUGAUUGACCACUAAUUUGAAUCAUUGUGUACAUUAAAUCAGUUUCUCUAUC